Molecule: messenger RNA, 604 nt
Organism: Cimex lectularius (bed bug)
Lineage: Eukaryota; Metazoa; Arthropoda; Insecta; Hemiptera; Cimicidae
Exons: 4
Coding region: 184-513 (109 amino acids)
Source: RefSeq, a predicted model, not a curated record
ACUUGUUAAACGCUUCUUAGUUUUUACUUUUUUUCUUUAGUUACAACCGGGCAAAAGUCUAUCAUUACCCUACUUAACUUUUAAAACCUAAAGUUUAUUUAAGUUAGUUUUAUAACGUUGGAUGGCAUCUUGUACUGAGAAGCAAAGUGAUAUUGAAAUUGUACUCUUCACUCUUGAAACACCAUGGCAUCCAGACACGCUAUUCCAUUCAUGAGAAAAAUCACCACUACUCAGGACAUGAUCGAUACAAAUUUGGUCAGAGUGAAAGAACUAGAAACAGCACUGAAAAACAAACAGCCCAGUGAGCACAAGAAAAAACUCCAAGCUGAAUUGGCCGAAAUAAGGGAAGAGAUAUUGAAAAAAGAAACAGAACUUAAACAGUGCUACGGAGAAAAUAGGAAAACGUUUAUGGUCGCAGUUCUAGUGAUGUUUUUCAGCUUUCUCAUUUACGUCGUUUAUAUCAUGAUUGUGGGUCCAAAUGCAAAUGUUAAACCGAUUAGUUUAAAUUUUUAAGGACUGUCACUACAAAGUCAUACUGUUGUAUAAUUAUUUAAGUUUUUAUAAAUAUAACCUUGUGUUGGUUGUCUACGACCUUAAACUUUGU